UUGAGGAAAAAUUAUUUUCCCUGAAGAUGUUGCUGGCUAUGUCUCACACCCUGCUCAUGAGAGCUUCUUGCUAGAGAGAAGACCCACCACUUUUAUAGUACUGGGAUGGGAAUGGGGGCAAAAUCAUGAGCUGCAGAACUGGGAUUCUUCUUUGUGGCUACAACCUUUGAAGCUGUGGACCACUAUGACUUCAUGGCAAGGGUCAGUUAGACCUUUGGAGAAAAAGUCCUACAUUCUGGUCAGUUGUGUUCCCAAACAGAAACUCCAGGAACUUAAGAAUCUUAUGCAUGAGGCUGCAGAUCUGGAAUGCGAAAACUGAGUAGCCUCCUUUGAUGUGGUGUUUGUUAGUGAUGAAAACAAGCCAUUUCUUAAUUUGUUGGCUGUAAAGCAUCUUAAACAUGGAGAACUUUAUUUUAUAUGAAGAGAUUGGAAGAGGAAGCAAGACAGUUGUUUAUAAAGGAAGAAGAAAAGGCACUAUUAAUUUUGUUGCUAUUCUUUGCACCGAUAAAUGCAAAAGAGCAGAAAUAACCAACUGGGUUCGUCUUACACAUGAAAUUAGACAUAAGAACAUAGUAACGUUUCAUGAGUGGUAUGAAACAAGCAACCAUCUCUGGCUUGUAGUGGAGUUAUGCACAGGUGGCUCACUAGAAAUGGUUAUUGCGCAAGAUGAACAUCUACCUGAAGAUGUGGUGAGAGAAUUUGGUAUUGAUUUGGUUACUGGAUUACAUCACAUUCAUGACCUUGGAAUUAUCUUCUGUGAACUCACACCUGGAAAGAUACUUCUGGAAGGGCCUGGCACGCUGAAGUUCAAUAAUUUUUGCCUGGCUAAAGCAGAGGGUGAAAAUUUGGAAGAAUUUUUUGCUUUAAUUGGAUCAGAGGAAGGAGAAGGUGAUGGCUGUGAAAGCACUCCACAAAGAAACUUGAAAAACAGACUUAAAGGAUCUCCUGUAUACACCGCUCCAGAAGCAAUAAAGGGAGCUGACUUCUCCAUAGCUAGUGAUCUGUGGUCAUUGGGCUGUUUGCUUUACGAAAUGUUUUCAGGAAGACCUCCAUUCUUCUCUGAAAGCUUUUCUGAAUUAAUUGAACAGAUUUUAUAUGAAAAUCCUUUGCCACCUAAACCUAAAGGUUCGGCUCUUCCCAAACCGUCUUCACACUUCCUUAGUUUGCUGGAUGGUUUGCUUCAAAAGGAUCCUCAAAAGAGAUUGAACUGGACAGACGUGUUACAGCAUCCAUUCUGGAAAGAUGCUUUCAGCAGAUAUGAUGAUGAUUCUGCAAAUAGUCAGGACAUAAGCUCAAGUGAAACCACAGAGUUGUUUGUAUCUAGAGAUACCAAGGACCCAUUGGAUACCCAUAAAAAUUUGAAUGACAUGUCAUCCUCACGAACAGAUAAUAAGCAACUUAAUAAAUCUUUCAAACUAGAAAAUCCAUCUGAGUUGCGGCCUAAAAGCGCACCUGGUGGUGAAUCAAAUGAGUCCAUAUUUCUUCUGAGCUCUCGUCCCACUCCGAGGACUAGCACUGCAGUAGAAAUGAAUAGUGUUGCUGCUGCCUUAACUCAGAAUUCAGAACAAAGAACUUUAUGCUUGACAAAGGGUAAAAAUGUACACUCAAGCCAGCAGGACAUGGAGUCCAAGAUGAAAGAGCUCAUCUACACAGAGUCUGACCUUUUUGUAACCCCUAUUAUUGACAAUCCAAAGAUAAUGAAACAAGCACCAGUUAGAUUUGACUUAAAAAUGUUACAUAUACCAGCACAUUCAGUUGAGAAGCUAUCAUCUCUGAAAGAAAUGGACUGGAAUGACUUUUUGCAACAAAUGUGCUCAUUGAUUGACUCCACUGAGAAGAACACAGGGGCAACACGAGCUAAAUUGAAUUUGCUAUGCUAUUUGUGCACUGUAGCUGGCCACAAGGAAGUAGCAACCAGGUUAAUCAGCUCACAGCUGUUCCCAUUGUUAAUACAACAGUUGCGAGCAGCUCCAAAUUGGGAUAUACGUGCCAAAGUAGCCAGAGUGAUUGCUUUACUGGCAUUGCAUACAACUGAACUUAAAGAAAAUGUACCUGUUACGGAGGCAGUCAUACUCCUAACUGAAGUGAUCAGGGAAAACUUCAGGAACAGCAAAUUGAAACAAUGCCUUUUACCCGCCCUUGGGGAGGUGCUUUUCCUGAUAGCCAGUCAGGAAGAAAAAAAGGAGCACCACAGAGAAUGCUGGGUUGUUCCCUUGGCUGCUUACACUGUGCUAAUGAAGUGCCUUCGGGAAGGGGAAGAACGUGUUGUGAAUCAUAUGGCGGCGAAGAUUGUUGAAAAUGUUUGCACCCCUGAUUCUUUUCAUGCACAGGGAUUUAUUACAGGAGAAAUUGGACCUGUUUUAUGGUACCUUUUCAGACAUUCCACUGUAGAUUCUCUGAGGAUAACAGCUAUUUCGGCUUUAUGCAGAAUUACUCGUCACUCACCCAGUGCUUUCCAGAGCGUGAUUGAAAAGGUCGGGUUAAUGGCUGUUAUAAACUCAUUGGCAACUGGAAUAUGUAAAGUUCAACAGUACAUGCUGACCAUGUUUGCUUCUAUGUUGUCAUGUGGGAUUCACCUUCAGAGACUGAUUCAAGAAAAGGAUUUUGUGACUACAAUUAUCCGUUUAUUUGAAAGUCCAUCAACUUCCAUUCGAGCAAAAGCCUUUCUGGUCCUGUUACAGGUGCUAAUUAAUAACAGAGAGAUGUUACUGCUCAGUUGCCAAGCAAGAUUGGUGAUGUACAUUGAAAGAGACAGCAGAAAGACUACACCAGGAAAAGAGCAGCAAAGCGGCAAUGAAUACCUGUCAAAAUGCCUGGACCUUCUCAUCUAUCACAUUGUGCAGGAGCUGCCAGGAAUUCUAGGUGAUAUUCUUAGUGCCCUAGCUAAUGUCUCUGGACGUAAACAUCCAUCAACAACUCAGGCCAAACAGCUGAAGAUGUGCCUUCCCAUGAUGCCAAUAGUUCUUCACCUUGUGACAUCCCAGGUAUUCCGUCCCCAGAUUGUAACUGAGGAGUUUCUUUUUAACUAUGGAACUUUGCUUAAUUUUAUCAAAUCAAUAGAUUCAGGAGAAAUUAACUUAGAUGGAGCAAUAGGUCAAGCUGCAUCAGAAGAACUAAUUAAGACCACUUUAUCAGCAUUCGAAGUAAUAACACAGCAUCCAGUCUUGUUGACCCUCCACCACUCAACAGUUGUGGACUAUAUCCUCCCACCCUUAGUUUCUUUGGUCCGUAGUCAGAAUGUGGAAUGGAGACUCUUCAGCUUGCGGUUGCUUUCAGAAACCACAUCACUGCUUGUGAGCCACGAGGUCAUGGCUGAGGAGAAAGAGGAGAGCCUUGACUCAAACAACAAGCUUCUGUGUCUCAUUAGAGAUUCAUUGCUGCCUCAAUAUGAGCACAUUCUAAUGGCACCUGAUCCAGUACCAGUGUAUGCCCUGAAACUGUUGGUAGCCCUGACUGAACAUAGCCCUGCGCUUACUAGCCUUGUUGAAGAAAGUAAUCUUGUUCCAGUACUUUUCCAAGUUAUUUUGGAGCACCAGGACAGUGUGCUGGGUAAUACCAUGCAGAGUGUAAUUGCAUUAUUGAAUAAUCUGGUUGCCCACAAAAAUACAAACAUGACUUUACUUUAUGAACAAGGACUGGUCCAUCACAUCUGUAAUCUCUUAAUAGAAACUGCAGCUCUGUAUUUAGAAGUGGAUAAUAAAAGCAACAUCAAGACAGCUAAUGGACUGUUGCUGUCCUUGCUUGACAUUUUGCAUUGCAUGCUGAUAUAUACAGCGAACGUUAUCCGCAUGACUUUACAGGCACAGAAAUCCGGCACAGGAGGGGACACCCAGGCUGCUGAAGACCUUCUCCUUAUCAAUAAACCCCUGACAGACCUAAUUAGCCUGCUUAUUCAGCUGCUUCCUAGUGAUGACACUGAAAUAUAUGAGACUGCAUCAAAAUGCUUGUCAUUGAUGGUUCAGCUGUACGGAGGAGACAACUUGGACAGUAUGUCUCCAGAAAACAUGGACAGCUUUGCUGAAGUAUUGAAGUCCAAGAGGGAUCUAAAACAGCAGAAGCUUUUGUUGAGAAUCAUCAAAAGAUUGGUAACUUCAAACAAGAAGCACUCCGAGAGCCUGAAGAAUGAUGGUGACAGUCUUAUCCACAUUCUAGAGAGACUGGCCCAAACUGCCAGCUCUCAUGCCGAUAUUGCUGUUGCUUCCUUGGCUUUUGAAAUUCUUAGAACAGUUGGACGCUAAAAGAUCAAGGCUACCAGAUCAAUCAUCACUCCACAGUCCUGACUGCAUGCACAAAACACUGGCAUGGUGAAUUCCUCAGUCUUGUUUUAGGAUAUUUAUGAAUGAGUGUUGUAGUCCGAAUUCGAUAAGAAAUCUAAUGUGUGUGUAUGUAUUUACUUUAUCUGUAUAAGAAUAAGGAAAAAGGGGGGAAAACUUGCUUUUAAAAGAAUAAGUCCAUUAUCUUGCUUAAAUUAGCACAACCUAUGGUUUGAGGGGAUUUUUAAAGUUUCCUACAGCCAUGUACUGAAGAAUAUAAAUUAGAAAAAUUCCAUUCCUUUCACAAAUAUGUUUAGGGGAGAAGCAUUUUUCAUUCCACCUGAAUUGUGGUAUAUUUUCCAAGAAUGCCUUAGCUGAUCAUCCUCAUUUGACACAUCACCUAUAACAAUCUGUAGAAUACUUUUGCACAUGUAAAGUUUUCUGAAGUGCUUUGCAAAUGUUAAUGACUCAAUCUGAAAACACUGCAGGGAGUUGGUAUCAUCCCCAUUUACAGAUGGAAAAUGAGCACAGGGAGUAAGUGAUUUCCAAAUGUCCCACAGAAAGUCUGGGAUGGAGCCAGGAACAGAACCCAAAUCUUCUGGCACCCAGUCAUGUAGUUUAAAGGCAAUUUGCAAAACCAAAUACAGUGUUCUGGUUAAAAGGGUACAAUAAAUGACUUUGCACUUCUAUAUUGCAGUGAUUUCUGGUUAAUAAUUGCCCUAUACACAAGUCAACUUGUGGCACUUUUCUUAAACUAUUUUGAUGUAUAUUCCAGACUCUGUUUUGACUAUAAGGAAAAUAUUGUUAAUUAAAAAAUUUCAAACUGAGACA
Messenger RNA from Mauremys mutica (yellowpond turtle), 5084 nucleotides. It is a transcript of the gene ULK4, whose product is annotated as unc-51 like kinase 4. The record is from RefSeq and is a predicted model, not a curated record. Gene Ontology annotation, molecular function: protein kinase activity; ATP binding. The transcript is spliced from 37 exons. NCBI's taxonomy places the organism in Eukaryota, Metazoa, Chordata, Testudines, Geoemydidae. Bases 399 to 4238 code for a protein of 1279 amino acids. Gene Ontology annotation, biological process: protein phosphorylation.